GUUGCCGUCAUUAUCGAAGGCUUUACGCGGAUGCGGGAGCAAAGUAAUUGACAAUAAACAGUAAACACGCAUCGAAUGCGGUCUACAUCGUACCGUUUGUUUGCGUUGCUCUUUCAAUUACCACCCAAUCAAUGAUAGAGCUAUACACGGAAGGCGUUGUGUGAACUUUGGUGUCGCUGACAACAUCUGUUACGACUGGGGAGACAUGGAACACAUCCGAACCCCAAAGGUGGAGCAGGUGCGGCUGUUGGAUCGCUUCAACAACAAGUCCACCAGCGGCACACUGUACCUCACAGCCACGCACCUUAUCUUUGUGGAGAGCGGAUCCAACAGCUCAACGUCUGCCGGGCAAGAGAUUUGGAUUUUGCACCACCACAUCGCUUCCGUGGAGAAGCUCUCCCUCACCACCACGGGAUGUCCAUUGGUCAUUCAGUGUCGUAACUUCCGAGUGGUUCACUUCGUGGUGCAGCGAGAACGCGACUGCCACGACGUCUACAGCUCGCUCUUGCGCCUUCUGCGGCCUGAGUCGUACGAUGAGCUCUACGCCUUCUCCUACAACCCCAAACAGAAUGACCAGCAGCGGGAGGAAGGGUGGCAACUUAUUGACCUGGGAGCGGAAUUUGAGAGGAUGGGCGUCCCCUGUGACCAAUGGCAACUCACCGACGUCAACCGAGACUACAAGAUUUGUGAGACGUAUCCACGCGACCUGUAUGUUCCCAUCACGGCCAGUAAGCCCAUCAUAGUGGGCAGUUCCAAGUUCAGGAGCAAAGGACGCUUCCCUGUGCUCACUUACUUCUACCAAGAGAAGAAGGCGGCAGUGUGUCGGUGCAGCCAGCCUCUCUCUGGCUUCAGUGCACGGUGCUUAGAAGAUGAGAGCAUGCUUCAGGCCAUCAGCAAGGCCAACCACAACAGCCGAUUUGUUUACGUCAUGGACACCAGGCCAAAACUGAACGCGCUCGCCAACCGAGCGGCGGGCAAAGGGUACGAGAAUGAGGACAACUACUCCAACAUCCGCUUCCAGUUUGUGGGCAUCGAGAACAUCCACGUGAUGAGGACCAGCUUGCAGAAGCUGCUGGAAGUUACCGGAAACAGGUCUCUCACCAUGAGCGACUUCCUGAUAGGACUGGAGAGCUGUGGCUGGUUGAGGCACAUCAAGGCUGUUGUGGAUGCUGCAAUCUUUCUGGCUAAGGCGGUGACUGUGGAAGGUGCCAGCGUGUUGGUUCAUUGUUCUGACGGGUGGGACCGAACCGCCCAGGUCUGCUCUCUUGGGUCCCUGCUCAUGGAACCCUAUUACCGCACCAUCAAGGGCUUCAUGGUGCUGAUAGAGAAAGAUUGGAUCUCCUUUGGCCACAAGUUUGCAGACAGGUGUGACCAGUUGGAUGGUGACCCAAAGGAAGUGUCUCCCAUUUUCACUCAAUUCCUGGAGUGUGUCUGGCAGCUGUCUGAGCAGUUCCCUCAGGCAUUUGAGUUCAGCGAGUGGUUCCUGCUGCAGAUCCACGAGCACGUGCACUCGUGUCAGUACGGAAACUUCCUGGGCAACAAUCAGAGGCAAAGAGAAGAUCUGCAGUUAAGAGAGCGGACUCACUCACUGUGGGCACACCUCCAGAGCGAAAAACUCAACUACAUAAAUCCGUUCUACAGCCCAGCGUUCGUUGAAAGCCAUCCGGUGUUGGAGCCAUCCACCUUGCCCUACCAUUUUAAGUUCUGGAGAAACAUGUACCACCAGUUUGAUCGCUCCAUGCACCCGCGACAGUCCAUCUUGAAGACCAUUCUGACUAUGAGAGAGAACAGUCGCAAGGCAGAGAGCAAACUGCAAGCACUAGAGAGUAGACUCCACCAGCUCGGCGUGACCGCUGACCCCUCCGCCACUCCUCCGAGCAGGGAUCGGCACUCACUCUCCAACCCCCUCCCUCCACGCCCCAACUCCCUCAUCCUGGGUGCGCCAGUCAACCACAAAGAGGCGCAGCGGCAGCAAGAGGAGAACGACGAGCACGAGGAGGUAGGCGAGGAGGCCACAGAGAGCACAGACACUGAGCGGACAGUAGAGGGCAGCAGCGGCACUGAGAGCCGCAAGCAGAGCUACGGCGAGCUGGAGGGCACACACAACAGCGAGCUCGCCAAAGAGGAGCCGGCCGUCGUGAGUCUGGAGUUCGGAGUGGCGCGCAUGACCUGCUGAGAGCCGGCGUUGUGGGAAAGGACAGGCGUAAUCGAUGACAACUUCCUGAAAAGCGUGCAAGGCGGUCGCUCUUGUUCUUUAUGUGAUCACAUAACAGUCCUCAACAUAUGUCUGUAUAGUCUAAAUCUCUAUCAUGUCUUAUUGCACCUAUAGAAACGCAUUUGCUUUUCUCUUUUUUUUUUUUAAAUAAAUGCCUGGACGCGAUGAGUAAGAAAAUAAAGUAAUCCACAGUAAGAAGGUGGA
Molecule: messenger RNA, 2419 nt
Organism: Nerophis ophidion (straightnose pipefish)
Lineage: Eukaryota; Metazoa; Chordata; Actinopteri; Syngnathiformes; Syngnathidae
Gene: mtmr6
Product: myotubularin related protein 6
Exons: 15
Coding region: 206-2176 (656 amino acids)
Biological process (GO): dephosphorylation
Cellular component (GO): nuclear envelope
Molecular function (GO): phosphatidylinositol-3,5-bisphosphate phosphatase activity
Source: RefSeq, a predicted model, not a curated record